AUGAGUGCAUUAAAUGGCACAAGACAUACUUACUUUGUUCUUUCAGGUCUUACUGAUAAUCCUAAGCUUCAGAUUCUCCUUUUUGUCUUAUUUUUGAUAUUUUACAUGGUUACAUUGCUGGCUAAUAUUGGCAUCAUGAUAACCAUCAGAGGAGACCCUAAUCUUCAUACUCCCAUGUACUUUUUCAUAAAUAACCUUUCUUUCUUAGACCUUUGUUACUCUACUGUCAUAACGCCAAAGAUGUUAGACACCUUCCUUUCGGUCACAAAGAAUAUUUCAUUUGUUGAAUGUAUAAUGCAGAUGUACCUGUUCGGCGCCUCAGUUAGCCUUGAGUGUUUCUUGCUAGGGAUAAUGGCUUAUGAUCGCUAUGUUGCAAUCUGCAACCCACUGUUGUACAUGAUAAUAAUGAAGAAGACAUUCUGCAGGCAACUUGUGGGCUUUGCUUACCUUGGGGGUUAUCUUAAUGCAUCGAUUCAUACAUCAUACACUUUCCAACUACCAUUCUGCAGAAGCAAUAAAAUAGACCACUUCUACUGCGAUGUCCCACCACUUCUAAAGCUCUCUUGUACUGAUACCACCGCAAAUGAGCUUGUGAUGUUCAUUUUUGGAGGUCUUACUGAAAUCGCUUCGCUGGCAACUAUUAUGGUCUCGUAUAGCUAUAUUAUAUCAACUAUAUUAAACAUCAAUUCCCAGCAAGGUAGGAAGAAAGCAUUCUCUACUUGUACUUCCCACCUUAUGACGGUGGGCAUAUUCUACAGUACCAUUGUCUUCAUGUACCUUCGACCAUCUUCUAGUUAUGCCAUGAGCCAAGACAAAAUUGCUUCUGUGUUCUAUACUGUUAUUAUUCCCUUGCUUAACCCAUUAAUUUAUAGCUUAAGAAAUAAGGAGGUCACAAGAGCUCUGAGUAACACAGAGUCAAGAAAUAGAACAAAUGGAAAAUUAUAA
Messenger RNA from Bufo bufo (common toad), 945 nucleotides. Its product is annotated as olfactory receptor 5F1-like. The transcript is spliced from 2 exons. Gene Ontology annotation, cellular component: membrane. Lineage: Eukaryota; Metazoa; Chordata; Amphibia; Anura; Bufonidae. Gene Ontology annotation, biological process: G protein-coupled receptor signaling pathway; sensory perception of smell. Bases 1 to 945 code for a protein of 314 amino acids. Gene Ontology annotation, molecular function: olfactory receptor activity; odorant binding; G protein-coupled receptor activity. The record is from RefSeq and is a predicted model, not a curated record.